Vitis vinifera (wine grape) is the source of this 1529-nucleotide messenger RNA. RefSeq lists its product as uncharacterized. The record is from RefSeq and is a predicted model, not a curated record. The coding region runs from base 30 to 1214 and encodes 394 amino acids. Gene Ontology annotation, molecular function: triacylglycerol lipase activity. The transcript is spliced from 7 exons. Gene Ontology annotation, biological process: lipid homeostasis; triglyceride catabolic process. Lineage: Eukaryota; Viridiplantae; Streptophyta; Magnoliopsida; Vitales; Vitaceae. Gene Ontology annotation, cellular component: membrane; cytoplasm; lipid droplet.
AAUAAAAAGAGAGAAACACAAGCAUAAAAAUGUUUCAGUUUCUGAAGAAACGCAAGGGACCUUCUUCUUUUUCUUCUUCUCCCAUGGCUUCCUCCCUCUCCUCCCUCUCCUCCCUCUUCUUCUCCCGCCUCCCCAACGCUAAUUCUAACCCUAACUGUAACCCCAAUUCUAAGCCUAAGUUUCAACUUCCGUUCACGGUCCUCGGUUGCUCCGCCAGCUCCGACCAGAAUCAGAAGCUGGCUGCAGUGUCGGAGAAGAAGUCGUUCGCGGUGGCCACUGGUGAGAUCUUCAUAGGGCUGGCGUCACGGCUGAUAAAGGCGAGGAGGAAUGUGGACGGGUCUGGGACGGUGCUGAUGUUCCGGGAGACGGAGGCUUCGGAGGUUGGUUCGGUUGUGGGGGGAAACGGCGUUGUGUGGGAGCAGAGAGUGGAGGAUGUGGAGGCGGAGAGGAGGAGGAACGUGGUGACGAGUCCGGGGUUUAGCUUCUCUGCUGCUGGGCUUUUGUUUCCGUACCAUCUCGGUGUGGCUAAGUUUCUCAUUGAGAAGGGUUACAUCAAGGAAACCACACCCUUAGCUGGUUCGUCAGCUGGUGCAAUAGUUUGUGCAGUCAUUGCUUCUGGAGCCAGCAUGGAAGAGGCCCUAAGAGCUACCAAAAUUUUGGCUGACAAUUGCCGGGAAAAGGGUACUGCGUUUCGUCUUGGGGCUGUUCUCAGAGAUGUCCUCGACAAAUUUUUGCCAGAUGAUGUUCAUAUAAGGUCCAAUGGGAGGGUUCGUGUUGCAGUAACCCAGAUUCUUUGGAGGCCAAGAGGUUUACUGGUGGAUCAAUUUGACUCCAAAGAGGAUCUCAUCAAUGCAGUGUUCACUUCUUCCUUCAUUCCAGGAUAUCUCGCACCAAGACCAGCAACACUGUUCCGGAAUCGACUUUGCAUUGAUGGGGGUUUGACAUUGUUUAUGCCCCCAACAUCCGCUUCUCAGACGGUUCGUGUCUGUGCUUUCCCCGCAGGUCGGUUGGGGUUGGAUGGGAUUGGGAUAAGUCCAGACUGCAAUCCUGAAAAUAGGGCUACCCCUCGAGAGCUUUUGAAUUGGGCACUUGAGCCUGCAGAGGAUUAUAUCCUAGACAGGUUAUUCGAGCUUGGAUAUCUAGAUGCAGCAGUAUGGGCUGAGGACAACCCAAUUGAGGAGUUGGUUCAAGAAGAUACAGUCCCUAAAAACUGAAAAUGUCUUUGCACAGUAGCUCGGCAAGAAGACCAUUGAUCCAGUUCAUGGUUGAAGAUGGAUGGCAUUAUGGGCUCUCAACCAUCUUGGAUCCCAUUAUUUUGCUUCGACAUGGCAGGUCAGAGCAACGCGUUUUCUUACAGGGCAAUAUGAUUGUUUUAAAAGAAUAGAAUGCACUUUGUAAUAUAUGUUGCAGUAUUCUGUACAGUUAUGUUUAAUUCUUGUAAGUUUUGUAAGAAUGGACAAGGAAUAACAAAUGAGAAAAGCAAGAAGUAAAAGAGAAGUUGGGGUUUUGAGAUGAAAUCACAAAUGCCA